Penicillium daleae is the source of this 573-nucleotide messenger RNA. RefSeq lists its product as uncharacterized. The transcript has a single exon. Gene Ontology annotation, molecular function: glutaminyl-tRNA synthase (glutamine-hydrolyzing) activity. The record is from RefSeq and is a predicted model, not a curated record. Bases 1 to 573 code for a protein of 190 amino acids. NCBI's taxonomy places the organism in Eukaryota, Fungi, Ascomycota, Eurotiomycetes, Eurotiales, Aspergillaceae. Gene Ontology annotation, biological process: glutaminyl-tRNAGln biosynthesis via transamidation; regulation of translational fidelity.
AUGCCAAACUAUCGUGCAGGCGCCUGUCUGUGGCAGUCACUCGCUCGCAAUCCUUGUCUCCCACGCCGCUACUCGUCCAAACCCCAGAACCUCGAUAUCGAAUCGAUCUUGGCUGAGCCAAGCUGGUCUGUCCGAUCUCUACUUCCAGGCAAGACAGCAGAGCAAUCAACGACGUCUAUCACACCGCAAAAGUUGCGCCAUCUUCUGCGCCUAUCAGCUCUCCCCCAACCAUCCAACCCAGACGAAGAACAAUCCAUGUUACGGACCCUCGAGUCACAAAUUCACUUUGUGCAAGAAAUGCAGCGAGUUGAUACCACGGGUGUUGAGCCAUUGCGCAGUAUUCGGGAUGAGAGCCCGGCCGCAGUGAAGGAGACGACUAUUGGGCUUGAGCGGCUCAAAGAUGCCUUGGCUAAAGAGCACGUGAGUGGGCGACGGCGAAGAGUUCAGCGCGUACCAAGCGCAAGGAAUGGUCGCCCCGAAGAGGACAUAUGGAAUGGAAAUGCUCUUGACUCUGCAUCCAAGAAGAAGGGACCUUACUUCGUUGUUGAGACGGGAACCGGCCAAGCUUCAUAA